Molecule: messenger RNA, 4580 nt
Organism: Seminavis robusta
Lineage: Eukaryota; Bacillariophyta; Bacillariophyceae; Naviculales; Naviculaceae
Source: the annotation of a GenBank genome assembly
AUUAAAAGUCAUGGUUAAUAGCUACCUAGCUAAGGGUAGGCGGAUUUAUUGAUCCAGGUGGAUUUAUUGAUUGUUGUCAAGUGCAAUGCCCGGAAAGACUAACAUGGAUCGUUGAGCCACACGGUUGGCCAUUUAUGAUAGCUCUGUGAAACGAGACAACGAAACGACCCAACAGCAAGCCAAUCGCGUUGUCUUCAAAUUGCAAUAGCUCUCAUAGCUGGCUCUUGGGUUGCUCGUCUGUUGAUGAAUUGAGUCUUCUUGGGCUUGCUGGGAAUCAAUGGAAUCCUUUCUCCGACUUGACGUGUCCCCAACAGCUCUACCGUCCAACUUCAGCUGUAACGGUAGUCUUCAAUCGUUUCGAGAAUGUUCUUGAGUUCUUGGAGACCAACUUCUCCCAACAACGGACAGUAAUUAGCUAUGUGACUCGUGCGACUUAGCGAGAGUUUCGGCGUACCUUCUAAGUGACCGUAAACUCCCUCCUUUGUACCAUCCCAAGAUUUCGAAUGAGUGCUAACAUACUCGGGAAGUGGAUUUUACUAUGAAGGUUUUUGAUACCUGAAGACGGUUACUUAGCCCACCUAUCAAUCAGUUCAAGAGCAAGAAUCGUAACCAAGCCACCGGAACUAGAACGAGAAUGUAGACUAUGAAGCAGCAGAAGUCCCAACCAACCGUAGCUUUCUCACUUCGAUCUGAUCGAUUGUGGUGAGAAUCUUUGCUUAGCUCUUUGGUUAUAAUAUAUUUCAUUGACAACCAUGACCGUCAUGAUCACUCGACAGUAUUUGAUAUUUCUUUUCAUUGGUCUUCUGGCAAAAGCGGGAGCUCAGAGCACCAUUAUCGCAAGUGCACAGGAUUCCUAUGGUUUCGUGCUAGAGGUGCCGAACUUCGACACUACGAAUACCACUAGUCACAAUGGUACCGAUGCAGGUGAAGACGUCACCUUCACAGGACAGGGUGGAAUAGUUGAAGGAGAGUCCACGGUCGUCACCGGGGACGGAGCUGUACUCGAAGGCGAGUCCACAAGCGUCACCGGGGACGGAGCUGUACUCGAAGGAGAGCUCACAUUCACGUUGUCGCCCACCUUCCGACCGUCUUCCAGUCCAACUCGGCAGCCUACUCCCAAUCCAACGCCCAAUCCAACGCCAGAACCAAGCAGCAGCCCAUCCCAGCAACCGACAAAGUCUCCCACUGACCCGCCAACGCCUCUCCCUACUGGGUCCCCUACCCCGUCUCCCACGAACCCACCGACCCCAAGUCAGACUACCAAAUCUCCUACCCCGAAUCCAACGCCUUUCCCCACAACGUUGCGACCCACACCUAACCCAACACCUUUUCCCACCACAAGGCAACCAACCGGAAACCCAACAGAGCCCCCAACAAACCCACCAACACCAUUCCCAACUACCCUAAAUCCCACGCCUUUCCCUACCACCAAGCGUCCCACACCCAAUCCCACACCUUUCCCAACUACCAAGGUCCCUACCCCCAAUCCCACUCCUUUUCCCACAACGUUGCGGCCCACACCUAACCCAACACCUUUUCCCACCACAAGGCGACCAACUGGAAGCCCAACAGAGCCUCCAACAAACCCACCAACACCAUUCCCAACUACCAAGCGCCCUACACCCAAUCCCACACCUUCCCCAACCACCAACUCCACCCCCAAUCCCACCAAUAACCCCACACCACCUCCCACACCUUUCCCAACUACCAAGCAACCUACACCCAACCCCACACCUUCCCCAACCACCAAAUCUCCUACCCCUGGUCCCACUCCUUUUCCCACCACAUUGCGACCCACACCACCUCCAACCCCAUCUCCCACUACCAAAGCUCCAACCCCCAAUCCUACAAAUAGGCCUACACCCCGACCGAGCUCGUCCCCUUCGACCAUCCCAAGUUUGGAUCCAACUGACUUCCCAACGUGGUCCAGCGACAUGCCCACAAGCGAACCGACCUCUGAAGUCACAGAGCUAUUGAUCUCCGAGAACUUGGGACAGUUUACAAAAGAACCCACAGAUCGCCCCACUGUGUCUCCUUCCAUGGCUCCCUCGCAAAACCCAUCUCCAAAUCCCACGCCAAGACCAACUACGAGGGCUCCAACCCUUUCCCCAACCGAGCCUCCCACCAACCCACCAACAAAUCCUCCAACAAACCCACCUACAAAUCCUCCAACAGGAUCACCAACAAACCCACCAUCACCUUUUCCAACAACCAAGUUUCCUACCCCCAAUCCCACACCGUUUCCAACAACCAAGUCACCAACCCCAGGUCCCACCCCUAUCCCCACAACGUUGCGACCAACGCCAAGUCCAACUCUAAAUCCAACACCAAUGCCAACACUUGAACCUACUUUGCCACCUACAACGCUGAAUCCUACGCCAGUUCCCACCAAAAAGCCCUCGCCAUUUCCAACGUUUAUUGUAACCGAGGCCAUUGUUGUCACUCCAAGGCCAACAACAAGGCCUCCAACCCAGAUGCCCACACCUGCCCCAACAAAUCAGCCCACCCCAUUGCCUACACCUGAUCCUACCCUCGCUCCUACACCAGACCCGACUCUGGCUCCAGUAACGCCCGGGCCUACACCUCUUCCAACAGAGAAUCCGACACCUCUUCCAACAGAGAAUCCGACACCUGGGCCCACGCCUUUCCCAACCGCGAAUCCCACUCCCGAGCCUACACCUGGGCCAACUCCAGAAGCAACCACCGGCAGCCCCACCUUCAGACCAAGUAGGAGACCUACCCUGAAUCCUACUAGGAGGCCUACAGGAUACCCAACCAACUUUCCCACCAGGGCUCCAAUAGUAUCGCCCACUCCCAGGCCGACUGAAGAGCUCCUUCUGGCAAGGGAACCUCCCACAUUUGAACCAACUGACAAUCCUACCAACAAGCCUACGGGCAGUCCCACGUAUUCACCCACCGAUUUCCCAACCUUUGAACCAACUGAAUACUACAAGGGAAAUAGUAAGAACAAGGACAAAGACAAGGAUGAGAAGAGUGAGAGUGAGGACAGUACCGACAGCGAAGCCCCAUCGAUUCAACCAUCUCCUUGGCCCAGUCCCCGACCCACUCCCGGACCCACUGAUGUGCCAACGCCACUGCCAACGCCUUUUCCGACUCCCAUGCCAACUACCACACGCGAAUUACCCACCGGCAGUGAAAGCAACGUCGAUACCGGAUCAAACUUGGACAAUGUAAAUGCUGAAGAACAGCCCAGCCCUACAGAUGCUCCUGUUGUGCCUGCUACGCCAGCGCCAGUACCUGCUACACCAGCACCGGUGCCUGCUACGCCAGCACCGGUGCCUUCUACGCCGGUGGAGCCUGAUCCAACAGGUGGCACCGUCUACCCUCCCGAGCAAAGUGGAAACUCUGGAGUUUGCGUCUUUUGUGACGAUCCUGGUUACGUCGUCGACCCAAACAUCAAGGUGGACAACGUCUCGUGUGCAGAUUGGGAGAUUGCUGCAUGGACAAGCCCUCCGUUUGAAGACUGUAUCCUGCUGAGAGCCACUGCCGUGGCAUUUUGCGAGUGCCCCUUGACAAACGCUGGCACAAUUCAAGGUACUGCAACCCAAGUCGUCGGUGAUGUCUGCGGAGACAUUUGCCUCGGCGCAGAUACCUCGCUCGUUACAUCGCGACAGUUCGAUAACUCCAAGCGGCUGCCCAACUCUGAACUGACCUGUGCUGAUGUUCUUAACCUCCCAGCUGUGGACGGAGAGGAUACCUGUCGUGUCAUUGAAGAAACUUAUGGAUUUUGGUGUGGAUGUCCAGGAGUUGCCCCGCCGUGUACUCUGUGUGACAACGGGUUGCCGCCGUCUCGUCCUAGCGCUCAGUUUUCAAGAACCGGAGAAACCUGCGGGGCCAUUGCAGACACUAUCGCCACGGUGCCAUCGUCACGAUGUAAUGAGUACAAGACCGGCCUCGAGGUUUCUUUGGGCUAUGACGUUCAAGGGUUCUGCGGAUGCCUUUCGGAUGAGUUUUUGGAAAAUGCCAACAGUGCUGGAAGUUCCGCUUCCGUUUGUGAUAGCCCUUGCCCGCCUGGCAGGCCAUACCAAACGGAGACGGCACAGACAACGCUUGUACCAAACUGGGGUGCCCCAUGUUCUGAUUGGGUCAACAGGUUGCCAUUCAUAACCAACAGAUUCUGUGCACACAAGCCACCUACACCGACCACAGAAGGGACGAAAUCAAUCUUGACAUAUGACAUCACCGCAACCUUCGACAAAACGGAAAAGACAGGGACAUUCACCGUCAAGGUGUAUGUUCGGCCGCGGUCCAAGGGCCGGCUCAAGUUGACUGGUGCAGCGUCGUUCAACAAAUUGCUUGGAUCGUGGUUCAAUAUCUUCCCGUUUGCUCUUUCGGAUCUACAUGGCUCACUCACUGCAGAAAAAUCAGACUCGGAUGAUGGGUAUCCGGUCUACUCGCUUUCCAAUCGAGCAGUCAAUGUGCCACCAUUCACGCUGAGCAACUCGGAAUGGAAAACGGCCCUGAAAAAGAUGAAGUCCGAGAUCAAUGACUCUAUGCAAGAACACAACUCACAAGCCAAAGCCUCCCCAAAACUCGCUGCAUUUGGAGUCAACCCGUGA